This is a messenger RNA of Parastagonospora nodorum SN15, 1005 nucleotides long. RefSeq lists its product as hypothetical. Lineage: Eukaryota; Fungi; Ascomycota; Dothideomycetes; Pleosporales; Phaeosphaeriaceae. The transcript has 5 exons. The record is from RefSeq and is a predicted model, not a curated record. Bases 1 to 1005 code for a protein of 334 amino acids.
AUGACCAACUAUCUUCGAAAUGAAAUGGCCAACGUCUUACUGAAGAAGUCCAUCCAAAGAGUCUCCUUUUUGUCUCAAUCUGUUAUUGAUUCAGAACAUUUCUACGACCCUAUCGAUCUAUUGGCUGAUGCUGUCCGUAUCUACGCAUCAACACCCUUUAAUGGCGCUCAUGCCCUAACGGUCCAAAUUACAGCUUUACCAUUUUGCAUCCCAAGCUAUCGUGACCAGAUUUUUUAUUGCGUCGAUGCAUCCUACGCCAAAUGCUGCCACGAAAUAGAGAAGGAGGACUUUGUGCUGUUUCUACAUCUGAUUACCGAAGAUGGUUUCCAGAACCUCACAGAGCAGCAUCCAGUUCGCAACCAGGACGACGGCAGUAUAGAUCAGUAUGCUAUUUGCUUCCAGGAUGAGACCAAGUCGAAGCUCAGCUUACACCAAGACUUCAUCUCCAGUGCCACCUCACCACCAUGUCCAUGUUCAACCUCUACGCAAAUCCAGAACGAGUAUGCAGCGGUAACCAUGAGCUACUCUGGUGGAACUCCAAAAGUCCAGCUCAAGAACGAAAAUGCGAUCCUGGAAUUAGCCGACGAGUUUCUCCGAAACCUUUCAAGCACGAGUGUAGCCAGCGCUGCAACAGACUCGACAGUCAAUGGCUCAGUUAAAACAUUCCUGUUUCACACGAUCAAUGAAAAGAUGAGAGAAGCGGGGUUUUCAGGAAGCUCGAGGAAUUUGAAAGCCUUGCGCGAUGAGACAAUAUUCAUCAACCAGCUUGUUGCUUCUGUAGAAAGCAUGCAUGGGAUUGGAAUCGCAUCAUUGGUUUUGUAUCACAUCUUCGAAUCAUCAAACUACCACCGAAUUCGACUCAUGAAUCGGUAUGCUGAGACAAAGAAGAGGCUUGCCAUCUGGCAAAUUUGCGGAAAUCUCAACUUGGAUGUUCAACUUAAAACGGAAUUGCCCGAGUUGCGGAUACAAACGCUGAUACUGGAAUAUAUGCCAGAUCUAUGGUGA